CUCAAAUGGAGCCCAGAAGCGUUGCUAUCAUAGCGUUUUAGAGGCAAGAACUUCACAUCACAUCAAGUAAUUUCCAGAAUUCUACCAGGUCUACAAUGGAUGAAAGCCAGUGCUACUCGGGAACAGAAGUAGUUCAGGAAGAGUUAGCAGUUGCAUCCAAGCCUCCUACAGUCAUCCAUUCAGAUGAAGAUGAUGAUUAUGAAGACAUGAAUUCAUUUCAAGCAACACAGGAAGCAAAGGAGAGCACCAGCCAAACAGGUGAGAAAAGUCCCAAUUCUUCCAUGACAACUAAAGAACUUCAGGAAUACUGGCAGAAUGAGAAACGAAACUGCCGAGAAGUCAAGGUGCUUUUUGAAAUCCCAUCAGCCAAAAUUGUAGAGAAGCCUUUCUCUAAAUAUGUGAAGUACCAAAUCAUCAUAAUCCAGACCGGCAGCUUUGACAGCAAUGUAUCAGUGAUUGAACGUCGGUAUUCUGAUUUUGAAAAGCUGCACAUAAACCUAUUGAAAGAGUUUUAUGAUGAAAUGGAAGACCUUGUCUUUCCCAAAAAAAUCCUGACUGGCAAUUUCAUGGAUGAGGUCAUAAUGGAGAGAAAGCUAGCUUUCCAGGAUUAUUUGCGGCUUCUAUACUCCAUGGAGUUCAUCAGGUCAUCUCGAAUGUUUAUUGACUUCUUAACCAGGCCUGAGCUGGAAGAGGCCUACAGCUGCCUUCGAGGAGGACAAUACACCAAAGCUUUGGAAGGUCUUCUGGAGGCCAUAGCUUUGCAAGAGAAGCUCACAAAGCAUAGACCCAUUCUGUUGGUUCCCACACUCUGUGCCAUCCUUGUAUGUCACAAAGAUCUGGAGAACUUCAAAAGUGCCUUCGAAUUCGGAGAAAAGGCUUUACAGCGCUUAGAAAAACAGCCUGGCCACCGGUACUACAUACCCCUGUUAGAAACAAUGAUCUUCUUAGCCUAUGAACUUGGGAACGAUUUUUUGUUCUUCCAAAAGAAGUUGGAAGACAGGAAGGCCAAGAAGCGUCAACCGAAAAUGGUGACACUGAAGGAACUGACCGUACAGGAAUAUAUACACUGAGAGGAAGAAAGGGAGAGAAAUAGAAUGCAGAUUUUGAUGAGGCAGGAGCAUUUUCCCAACAAAAAAGGAAGACUGAAAGUUAGUUGGAACUUAGAGAAAAAAAUAUGAGAGAAGAGUUUAAUAAAUGAUUUGUUGUGUGCAGGAAGCAAA
Candoia aspera is the source of this 1220-nucleotide messenger RNA. RefSeq names its product sorting nexin 20 (gene SNX20). Gene Ontology annotation, cellular component: early endosome membrane. The transcript has 4 exons. NCBI's taxonomy places the organism in Eukaryota, Metazoa, Chordata, Lepidosauria, Squamata, Candoiidae. The coding region runs from base 96 to 1070 and encodes 324 amino acids. Gene Ontology annotation, biological process: protein transport. Gene Ontology annotation, molecular function: protein binding; phosphatidylinositol phosphate binding. The record is from RefSeq and is a predicted model, not a curated record.